Molecule: messenger RNA, 923 nt
Organism: Zea mays
Lineage: Eukaryota; Viridiplantae; Streptophyta; Magnoliopsida; Poales; Poaceae
Exons: 2
Coding region: 3-692 (229 amino acids)
Source: RefSeq, a predicted model, not a curated record
UGAUGAGUAGAUGGGAUACUAUCAAAACACAGUGUUCCACUUUUGCUGGAUACAUGAUGGCAGUCCUCCGACAGAAUCCUAGUGGACUCAGUGACGCAGACAAGACAUCACUGGCAGCUUCUAGGUUUGCAGCAAUUGAGAAGAAGCCUUUCCACUUUUUACACUGUUGGGCCAUUCUUAAGGACCAACCAAAAUGGAUGGACAACCACAUGGGUCAACAACAACAGCAAGCCAACGCUAAUCCCACACAUUCUAACACUGUCGAUUUGGAUGCAGAAGAAUCUGUACCAUCAAGCUUCACAUCCAAGAGGCCCCUUGGUCGAGAUUCUUCGAAGGAAAAGGCAAAGAGGACUAAAUCUGUGGACACAUCUUCAUCAGAUUCUGAGUUUAUGACACGCAUGGGUGAUCUUUCUUUGGAGCGCCUGUCAGUGUACAAAACAGCUGUUACAACUGAGGAAAAGAAGUUGGAUUCAAUGAACAGAAAUGAGAGGCAGAAAUUGCUCCUUGAAAAGAAGUUGAACCUAGAGAAAUUAAGGCUUGAAAGGCAGAAACUAAAGGAGGACAAGGAAGAGGAGAUAAUGAUCUUAAGCAUGGAUUUGAGCAAAUGUAACCCUCUCCUCCGCCAGUACUAUGAAGCCAAGCAACAAGAGAUACUGGCAAGGGUUACUGGGUCUACUUCAUCUGGCCAGUGAAGGUUCCUUACUUAAUAUGUUUGUUUGUCAUUUAUGAAUGAGGCGUACUCGGACUUGUUACUGUGAGGUUGCUGUCGUCAGAUCGUAAUCUGGUUUGUACCAGAUUUUUUAGGUCGUCUUUGAACUAUUUGUUUUCAAGUUAUUGUUUUGAACUAUUUGUCAUGGUUUGUACCUGAAUGUUUUACUAUAUGUGUUGAACUAUUUGGUUUCAUGAACUGUGAGCUUGGUGCA